UUUAUUUAUUUUUAUUCUUCGAAAAAAGCGCGUAAUUUUGUUACCAUGGAGAUGGAAUUGUGACUCACCAGGCGGCGAUUAUUUUGGCGCCAAUCUAAUGUUUACCUCGCUUUUUAUUUUGAGUUUCUUGUUCAUCUUUUUGACUACAUUUUAAUUUUUUAAUUGUUUGGUGUAAUUUUGAUUAUUGUUUUUAAUUUUGUUGUUAAUUUUUAAUUUUUUCUUUCAUCUCGAGACUCAAUUUGCUCUAGGAAAAGUUGCCAAGAUGAAAAGAAACUUUGAAGAUUUUAAAAAUGCUCCACAACCAUUGUCUCUUAAACGAUAUAAAUCUGAUUUAGAAUUUAAUUUGUAUCAAAAAGUUUUAAAAUCUGUUCCCACAAUAACAACAAGCCCGCCAGUUGUGACUCGUAAUUUUUUCUCGCUCAAAGAGAAACUGUUCAACUCCAUGAAUGAAAAUCGUAGAGAAAGAUUCAUUCAUUAUGAGUCUAAAAAGCUAUUCUAUGGAGAAGAAAGAGACGAGGAAGAAGAAUUGGUUCUCAAAAAGGAGCAAGAAGAGAUAUUGAUAGAUGAACUUGAAGGAGUUGAAAUAGAAGACGAAGAAAAAGAAACAAAUGACCAAGAUGGAGAUGAUGAGGAUGAAGAAGAAGAAGAAGAGGAAUAUGAAGAUGAAGAUGAACUCGAGGAAGCGGACGAAGAAGAUGAAGAAGAAGAAACUGAUAAGCCUGAAAACUUCUUUCUUGACGAAGCUGAAGAAGACCAUAAUGAUAAAGAAGUAAAAGAUGAGGAAAAAGAAGACAAGAAAUGGGAGAAAAAUAAUCGAAAAAUAGAAUCAAAAGAUGACGAAUGUAAAGCUGAUUACAAAGAUGAAAAAUAUGAUGAUGAUUCAAAUCAUUCUGAUGCCACCCAAUCAUCUUCAGAAAGUGUUAAAUCAGAGGAACCCGAAGAGGAAACAAUUGUGAAACCAAAGAGAAAAAGAAUUCUGGAAACAAUAUCGGAGGAAAGCUCCGAUGAAGAAGAUUACUCCAAAAUCAAUGAUGAAGAUGAAAUUAAAGAUGAGAAGGAAGAAAUUGACGAAAAAGAAUCUCCAAUAGACGAUGCUCAAGCAGAAAAAAACGAAGCUGAUGAAGAUGAAGAAAAAUUAGAAGACGAAGACGAAGAAGUCGAGGAGGAAGAAGAAGAAGCAGAAGAAAAAGGAGACGAUGAAGACGAAGUAGAAGAGGUAGAAAUGAUCGAUGGUGAUGAUUCAGAUGAUGAAGAAAUCGAAAUCGUUAAACCAAGAGAUUUCUUCUUCAAUGAAGCUGAAGUUUCAGGUUCUGACAGCUCAGAUGACGAGGAAGAAGAAGACGAAAUGAUGAAAGAGCUGAUUGAUGAGAAAGCUGAUGCUCUUGACUCCGAAGAUCUGAGAAAAGAUGUUGCUACAACUUAUCAAAAAGAAUUAUUGAGAGAUGAUAAAAGACUUUUAUUACAAUUACAAGAACGAUAUUUGGAAGAUGGUGACUUGCAUUCUGACCAAAAAAGAGCUAAGAGAUUCAAAUGGAAAACUGCAGAUUCAACUUGGCUUGAUGAUGCGAGAGAUUCAUCAUCAGAUGAUGAAAAUGCAGAUGAUGAGGAUGACGAAGACGAUGAAGCUGAAAAUAUUCCAGUAUUCAAACUGAAGAAUACGAUCAACAAUUCAACUAAUUCCAAUAUUGAACCCAAGAUCAAUUUGAAGCUUCCUUUGAUUCCAACAAAAAAAUCGACCAACAAGUCAAGCACAAUCAAAGAUUUUCUCGUUCGAGACAAGAAACUUGUGGAUAUUUUAUCAACAAAAUCGAAUGUGGAUAAAAAAGUAUUGGGAUUAAAACGAAUUAAACCAGGAUCAACUAAAAGUCUAUUCGAUCUUUAUAGAUGAUCAAUUGAAUCGAUGUAACAAAAAUCAACCCGAAGAAAAAGACGAAAACGGAAUGUGUUAUGGGAAUUAAACUUGAUUGUUAUUCAGACUCAAUUCACUUGGCACUUGUUGCUUUUCUCUCUCUGAUUAGUUUCAAUCAUUCAUGUAAAUUCUUAUUCUACUUUUACUUUUAUUCUUGUUCAAUUUGUAAUAGUUAACUAGUUUCUAAUCUUUUUCGAGCCGAUUAAAAGUAGCGCUCGCUCAGUGCUAAUCAUUCAUA
This is a messenger RNA of Panonychus citri (citrus red mite), 2147 nucleotides long. Its product is annotated as glutamic acid-rich protein-like. The record is from RefSeq and is a predicted model, not a curated record. Gene Ontology annotation, biological process: mitotic DNA replication checkpoint signaling; activation of protein kinase activity; mitotic G2 DNA damage checkpoint signaling. The transcript has 2 exons. Gene Ontology annotation, molecular function: anaphase-promoting complex binding. NCBI's taxonomy places the organism in Eukaryota, Metazoa, Arthropoda, Arachnida, Trombidiformes, Tetranychidae. The coding region runs from base 263 to 1888 and encodes 541 amino acids.